Myzus persicae (green peach aphid) is the source of this 3125-nucleotide messenger RNA. Its product is annotated as transmembrane and TPR repeat-containing protein CG4341-like. The record is from RefSeq and is a predicted model, not a curated record. Gene Ontology annotation, biological process: protein O-linked glycosylation via mannose. The transcript has 12 exons. NCBI's taxonomy places the organism in Eukaryota, Metazoa, Arthropoda, Insecta, Hemiptera, Aphididae. Gene Ontology annotation, cellular component: endoplasmic reticulum membrane. Gene Ontology annotation, molecular function: protein binding; mannosyltransferase activity. Bases 525 to 3065 code for a protein of 846 amino acids.
GACCGCGCGCGUUAGUAACGUUUCGGUAUCGCUACCGCGCGCAACCCGACGCCGACGCCGCCACCGCCGCCGCCGCCGCCGCCGACGACGACAACGACGUCGUCAUUUUACCGAGGACACCACAGACGCUCGCUGUCUCCGGGACUCGCGAUAUCGUCACGGCGUAUUUCACGCCCGAGCACGAGAGCAGUCGUACUUUUAAUAACACGUCGUUGCUAUCGAUAUUCAAAUAUUUUUUAUCAUCAUCGCCGUUGAUACCAUAUUUUUUUUCGCAUCGGUUCCGUUUGCGGUGCAGUUCUUUCGGGGGCUGCGUCCCCGAGGCAGACGACUUCGCGCGCGUGUCCGCCGCGGGUACAUUUCACACCACCCGUUUAGAAUAACAACGAUAUUAUUUUGGUUUCCAUGUGCGUCAGUGCGAUUUUUCGCGAUGGAUUUGAGUAGACCGCCGAUCCGGUAACUCGUCGUAUACCGGAAAUCUGCGUUUUCCCUGUUAUUAUCGGUAAAUUCUUCAUCAAGAUUUAGCAAUGGAAGCAGGUAGUUCGGCUUGCGUGGCUUUGGCAUUUUUGGUCAACUACAAUACGUUAAAAGCUGGCUUCGUGUAUGAUGACAGCCGGGCGAUCGUCAACAACCCGGACGUGACGCGAGCCGCGCCGCUGACCGACAUCUGGACCAAUGACUUCUGGGGCACUCCGAUCGGGUCGAGCAGCUCACACGGUUCGUACCGGCCUCUGUGCGUGGCCUCGUUCCGGCUGAACCACUGGACGGGUGGCCUGGACCCGAAGGGCUACCACGCGGCCAACGUUCUGCUGCACUGCGCCGUCACGUAUCUGGUAUACGCCGUGUACCGGACGUUGAUGCCCGGCCGCCGGCCCGCUGCGGCCGCAGCCGUCUUCGCCGUCCACCCAGUGCACGCCGAGGCCGUGGCCGGUGUCGUGGGCCGCGCCGACCUACUGGCCUGCCUGUUCUACUUGGCCGCAUUCCUGUGCUACACGGCGCACGUGCGGCACCGGGACAGGACUCCAGACCCGCGGCGACGCGUCGUGUGCUGUGACGCCGGCUGCCACCGCCGGACGUACCGACUGGGCUCGGCGGUGCGCACCGUUUUCGCCGCCCUGGGACUGGGCACGUGCUCCAGUGACCUGGAUGGACUGCCCGGCGGCGUGACGGAGUGCUGCGCUGUCCGAGAGUGGGCCUGCUUGGCGGCCACGGUGCUCAUGGCUGCCGCGUCCAUGUUGGCCAAGGAAACCGGGCUGACUGUGCUGGCUGUGUGCGCAGUGUACGACGUGCUGUUCGCCAGCAAGCAGUCACCAAACAAGAACUCCGGAGGAAUGUACAGGACGCUGGCGAUCCUGUCAGGCGCGGCGGCCGGUCUGCUAUUCGCCAGGAUGUCGCUGAUGGGUGACAGUGGACCACCGGUAUUCGCGGCCGCCGAUAAUCCGACAGCCAAGUCACCCAGCCUAGUGACGAGGACUCUGACGUUCCUCUACCUGCCAGCUGAGAACUUCCGGUUGCUCGUCUACCCUCGAAGGUUGAGCUUUGACUGGUCCAUGGACGCUAUCGCACCCGUCACGUCCGUCUACGACCCCAGGAACGCGCUGUCUGUCGCCCUGUACGUGGCUAUAUUCGCCGCGGCAAAGCGGUCCGCCGCAGCUGCAUCGAGGGCCAGGCUGCACCAUAACCGGCCGCACAGAUGCUGUUCAAAGACCAAGUACGAUCGCCCAGAAGAUCGUCCCGAUGACCCUGCAAGGGCUGUGGGACUCGCCGUCGCCAUGACCGCCAUACCGUUCGUGCCGGUGUCCAACAUGUUCUUCUACGUGGGCUUCGUGCUGGCUGAGAGGGUGUUGUACAUGCCCAGCGUGGGCUACUGCUUUCUGUUCGGUUACGGUUAUGCGGCAUUGGAACGCCGUUUGGGGUCCAAGUGGCCAAAGAUGGGGUUGAUGGUGGUGCUCACGGUGUACGGUGCAAGAACGGUCAUAAGAAAUAACGAUUGGCAGGACGACGAGUCGCUGUACCGAUCGGGUGUGCACGUCAACCCACCAAAAGCCUACGGAAAUUUAGGCUCGAUACUGAGUAGUCAGGGUCGACUGGACGAGGCGGAAACAGCGCUGAGGACUGCGUUACGAUAUCGACCGAACAUGGCGGACGUGCAUUACAAUUUAGGAAAUUUGCUGCGGGAAAAAGGCGACGCCGAAGCAGCCGUGUCAAGUUACAAAAAUGCGAUCAAAUACCGACCCUCGUUGGCAGUGGCGUACCUGAACAUGGGGCAGCUGUUGGCCACCAUGGGCCGGUGUGAGGAAGCGGAAUCCGUGCUGAAGUUAUGCGGUUCUCUGGACGGAUCGCAUUCCAAGGAUCCUGUGAACCAUGAAACCAGCAGAGUGUCGGCUCUGGUCACAUUGGGCAAACUGCACGCUGACCGGGGCAAGUACUCGGACGCGGUGCAGGCUUACAAGCACGCAGUCGCCAUACUACCGCCAUAUUAUAACUCUCGGGUACUGUUCAGUUUGUACGGCGACGCGUUGGCACAACUCAACAGACACAUAGAAGCCGAAAUGUGGCACAAGGCGGCACUGGAAGUCGGGCCCGACCAUGUUCCGGCGCACUUGAGUUAUGGGAAAUGGCUCUCAAAAAACAGAACGCGUAUUCACGAGGCAGAAAAUUGGUUUCUACGGGCGAAAAAAUUGGCUCCCGGUGAUGCGUCCGUGUACAAACAUUUCGGAGUUUUUCUGCUGGAACAAGAACGGUACCCCGAAGCCGCGUCGCAGCUGGUCGAAGCAGUCAUGCUGGAGCCCGAAGACUACGACCUGACAGUGACGGCAGCCACCGCGCUCAGGCAGGCGGGCGUGUCGCUCAGGGCAGAGGACAUGUACAGAAAGGCAGCCACACUCAGGCCACAAGACGCAAGCAGCCACAGCAACCUGGGAGCCAUGCUUCACCUGAACGGCAAACACCGAGAGGCGUUAUCCAGCUACCAAAACGCGCUGAGGAUAUCGCCGGACGACCGGACCACUCUGGACAAUCUCAACAAACUGAGGAACGUGUUGCGGCGCCGGUCCAGAGCGGCGUGAUGGCCGUGAUAAUUUACCGUAAUAAUAUAUAUGUACUUAAUAUACGUUAAAUAAUAUGAU